This is a messenger RNA of Panicum hallii, 799 nucleotides long. RefSeq lists its product as uncharacterized. The transcript has a single exon. Lineage: Eukaryota; Viridiplantae; Streptophyta; Magnoliopsida; Poales; Poaceae. The record is from RefSeq and is a predicted model, not a curated record. The coding region runs from base 366 to 722 and encodes 118 amino acids.
ACUUCGAGAUCCACCCGGACGUGGACUCCGCCAUGUUCGGCGGCAGGCUGCGCGGCGACCACACCGACAGCCUCUACAUGAUGGACAUGGUCCCCGGCGAGGCGUGCAGCUUCGAGGUGCUCGCCUGCUACCCCGGGAGCCGCUGGCGCUGGCGCCCUCUCCCACUGCCGCCGUUCCUCGACGACCCAAAUUACAGGACCCCGGACGGCAUCUCCUUCGCCGUGGUCGGCGACGGCGCCAGCACCAUCUGCGUGUCAUCCGACAGAGCGACCUACUGCUUCGACACGGUGGCGAUGCGGUGGAGCAAGGCGGGCGACUAGGUGCUCCCCUUCCGCUCCAGGCUGGAGCACGACGCCGAGCUGGGGAUGUGGUUCGGCAUCUCCGCCCGCCGGCCCGGCGAGCUGUGCGCCCUGGACCUCUCUGCCGUCGCGUCGGGCUCCUCCUGCGGCGAACCUCCGGCGGUGCGGCGCGUCGGGUUGGACGUUGAUCCGCCGGGGAACUGGGUGCUGAUAAAUGAAGCCUUGGUGAGCUUGGGCUCCGGCAGGUUCUGCAUCGCCAAGUUCUUCGAUGUUAUCGAUGAGUGGGACGACUAUGAAGCUCAUGUGGUCGCCUUCACCGGCGUGGAGGUGGUGCGCUCGGAUGAAGAUGAGGAAGGGGGACUCAGCAUGGUCAACCACAAGACUGAAUGCCUCCUCACAGAUGACAUCGAGUGUGUGCUCUGAACUUAAGAGAUCAUCGAUACUUUCUACACCUCUGAUGGAAAAGUAUCAUGUAUUGGUAGAAUAAUUUUAGAAAAAAU